GGCUCAUUGUGCUGUGUGCAGCUCCUCUCUUGCACAUAUCUUCGAGCAUAUUGUCCGUAUUCUGAUUAUUUGUCACCACAUCACAGGAACCUUUGCUAAAUUUAACGUAUAUUAGAACACCGACAGCUUGAUAAAACUGCAGUGUUGACCUCCUCAGGCUGACUCUGAGACUGUUACAUUUACAUGCAGCAAAAUGUUUGCUUCUUUGGAUUUUGUUGCACUAGUCUGGACUCUUGUUUAACUUCAGGAUCAUAAGAACAAGCUUAUCUGAUGGAGGCCAUGAAAGAAGUCGCAUUCUGAGAUUUGUGAGAGUUGUUUUUCUCUGCUCUGUGCAUUUCAGUGCUACAGAGUGAGUGAUUUAUUUUUGGAACCUGUUUUCCAAAAACUGACCUGGGUAGAUUUUUAAGAUAGUCUGAACUCGCAAAAGCUGAAAUGCCAGUCAGUCCAGUAUUUAAGUCAGACUGACAACAGAGGCACCAUAAACAGCGACUUCUCUGACAGACUGCCGCUGCUGAGUUUAAGAACCAAAGGCAGAGGGUUACACUAAGCCUGAGUGCUGUCUCGCAGAAAAUGAAAGCUCAGAUUGUGUUCCUGCUCGUUGCUCUUGUGGUCGGACUCAAAGCGGCGCCCGAUGGUUCCCACGGAGACCUUGAAGUUCUUCCAGAUGACGUAGCCAUACCCGAAAUUUUGAACGCCAGUUGGGUCGACUUGAACAAAGCCAACGAAAACUCAGAGAAUGCAAAAGGAAAAGAUGCCAGCUUGGGAUCGUGAGGGGGAACAUCUUUGAAAACCGACGGACACAAGCUUGGAGCCAAAAGAUGUUGAAUAAACACGGCAAUGAAAUACGUGUGCUUAUGUUGCACAUUCUCAUAUUAAAGGGAUAAAGAGUGUGAAUCAGUUUUAAAAUGGAAUCCGAGCUGGCUUUAUUAGGGGCUUAUAUUAAAAAAUGAUGUUAUUUAAGAAUAUUAAUUUUCUUUGGUUAUUAAGUCUGAGAUUUUUCUCAGUUUAUUGUAUCCCUGUAUAAUAACAUAAUAGAUGUUAUGAUAUUAUUUCAUGCACACAAUGGACUAACACUCCAAAAAUGCAACUGUCGUGGCUGCAUGUAGCAUUAUAUUUCAAAGAAACCAAUUAUCCAACCUGAACAUUUUACUAAAAAGUCAUCAGAAUGGAAUUCUGAAAAAAAAAAAAAUAUAUAUAUAUAUAUAUACAUACAUAUAUAUAUAUGUAUAUAUAUAUAUAUAUUUCCCUUCGGGGAUAAAUAAAUAAAGGAAUUCUGAUCAGCAGGAAGUGAAAUGUCUUUUCAGUCUCUUAUUACAAUACUUUUCACGUCAAAGAAAACAAAUGUGUUUCUACAGAGAAUGUAAUUUACAGUGGAAAACAUAAAUACUGUGUUCAGUUUUCUGCUAGCUGUUUUUGGAGACUGAUUUUACUUUGUUUCACUUUAUUGCCUCCACAGAAAAGUUGCCUGCAGGCACAUGAAAAAACAUGGAAAAAACAUGUACAGACAAAUUUUUUAUAUGUUUCUCUUUAAUCAUUUUAGAGCUCAGGAGACGUUUUUGGUAUUUUAUCACAUUUUUAACGUUUACCAGUAACCCACUGAUGAAAUCAGUGCUGCAUUGGAUGGGAUAUAUUAAUAUUACUACUGCUUGUGAAUGUAGAUUCAUAGAAUUUCAAUAUCUGACGUAUAAACUCCUCUUGGCCUUUAGCAUGUCGCCCCCUAGUGGUCCAUUCGUGUAAAUACCAACAUAUUCACAGUCUACACAAACAGCAGCUGAACUCUCCUAGAAAUUAAAUCAGCCAAACUAACCAUAUUUAAUAUCCCUCUUUGAGAGGCUAAUAGUCGAAAUAAAUAGUUUUAGAAAAAGAAAAAUAUGAAGAGGAGCCGCAGUGAAACAGCAGCGCUUCGGGCCGUUAUGUGAUAGUGUGACACAAAUGUCAACAGAGUCUUUUCCCUGAAGAAAGUGGACGCUCGCUGGCUGCCAUGUGAUCCAUCUGCCGAAGCCAGCCAGAAAGUCAGCCGUCAUUUGCAGCCUGUUGCCCGGUAAGCGACACCCUUCUUCCUCCGUGCCGUCCAACUGAACCGCAACACGUCGCCUUUCUUUCCCUCGCCGUCUGCCGCGUCAUUCCUCUUUAAUUCAGUGUGAGUUUCCAGCGAAGUUUACCGGUGAUCAGGCCCUUUCGGCGGGAGCAACAUGCGCUCCGUGGCGGGACUGGCUGCCAUCGUGGCGGCGGCAAGUGUCUACCUCUACCUGCUGUCCACCCAUCUUCCCCCGGGACCGCAGCCCGUCCGGCCGGACUCCGAGGGGCAGGACGAGGGGGUCCAGGAGUACAGGCUGAAGUUCCCGUCGGAUCUGGAUGAGCUGCGGGAGCUCGCGGAGAUGCUCAAGUUUUAUAAAAGAGAACAUCACGGCUACGUUCUGCUGCUGUUCUGCAGCGCUUACCUCUACAAACAGUCCUUCGCCAUCCCUGGCUCCUCCUUCCUGAACAUGUUGGCUGGUGCGAUAUUCGGGCCCUGGGAGGGUCUGGUCUUGGCCUGCCUGCUCACCACUACUGGCUCCACAUUCUGUUUCUUGCUCUCCUCUGCGUUUGGAAAGCAACACGUGGUUCAGGUCUUCCCUGAGAAGGUGGCCCUGCUGCAGAGGAAGGUGGAGGAAAAUCGUAGCAGCUUGUUCUUCUUUCUCCUUUUCCUCCGUUUCUUUCCUAUGACUCCUAACUGGUUCCUUAACAUCACCUGUCCUGUCCUCAACAUCCCUAUGCCCAUUUUCUUCUUCUCUGUGUUCAUAGGUUUGAUCCCCUACAACUUCAUCUGUGUUCGCACGGGCUCCAUCCUCUCAGAGAUCUCCUCUCUGGAUGAUAUCUUCUCCUGGGGGACGCUGGCCCAGCUCCUGGCCAUCGCUCUCAUGGCUCUCGUCCCCGGAGCGCUCAUCAAACGUUACAGCAAAGCUCACCUCAAGGUGGAUGGCUUGGACAGUAAUGGAGCCAGCCAGGCUGAAAUCAGGCAGGACAGGAAGAGAAGAUGAUCCUGGGAUAAAAGAGGACUCAUCGGGUUUGGUUUGACUCCCAACACGACAUGGUGACAGAAGAACCGAGAUGGAAAAAAAAAAACUCUUCACUGACCCUCUGUGCUCUUCAGCCUCGUGAUUUCUGGAAGGUCACGCCAAAGGCUCAUCAUACUCAGAGUGUGAUGUGUUCAGAAAGUUUGGAAAUGUCUUCGGGUCUCGUUACACCUUUAAGACUACAGCGUUUCAAAGAUCUCUCAGUGCUAAUAGUUAGAAAUUAGAAACCCAAUAGAAAUAUUUGGGUUUACAAAACAAAUUGGGUUUACAAAACAACCUCAACUUAAAAGUUGAGGUUGAAACAGCAGCUUUCAAAUGAACUUUAUCACCACGAUUUUAAAAAUUGCCUUUUAAUGUUUCUUCAGUUUCCAACCAGGGCCAACCACAGGCUCCCUGUUUUGCAAUAAGUUAUUAGUGGUUUGUUGUGUGUUGUGAUGUUGUUCUGCUUUUCCUACCCCGUAACUGCAGUUGUGCCACCGUGCCGAGUUAUCACUAGAGCUUGAAAAGUAAUUUGCUCUAAUUUGCUAGAGCUGCACAGGAAGCUCAACUUGACCCUGCUGUGGAGAAAUCUGUUCCAGAUGUCCUCACAAGCUGUCGCCGUUUGCUGUCAUCGUUGAUUUUACAGUCUGCUGUGCAUUGGGAAAUCAGACAGUGAUGUUGAUUUCUUCUACUACUCAGUGACUCAGUGUGCAGCCACUUUGGUUCCAGCAGGAGUUGCAUGGAAAAAAAAAUGUUUGAGCACAUUUGGACUUUGAAUCGUCUCAAGGUUGAACGCGUCUGUCUGUUCCUGAAGCGCUUACAUGCGUCUUCAGACGAGUUUUACAGCAACUCUGAGCAGAUCAGAUGUGAUUCUCUCAUGAUGGUCUCAGCUAAGGUGAAGACAAAAUGAUUUUUAACACCAACAUUCUGUAACUUUGGUGCUUUUUCUGAACUCAUUCACUUGUGUUGUGGAGUUGGCAGCUCGCUAAAAUGCACCCUGCAAGCACAUUUUCCAAAUAAUUCUCACCAGCUAACCUUUGCCGAGCCGGCACACAUAACAUCUGGAGUUACACACAUUCUCACCUUGUUGCUGCCGAGCACAAUAACAGUCUUUUACUGUGACAAAUGUUUACUUGCUCAAGAGCACCUUGACAUCACCUAAGGCAGAAGUUUUACCGGCUCCCCUCUUCAUGAAACGCAGAGUUCUACGAUGUAAUCAGAAGCAGAUCACUCGUGUACACUCUGUAGUUGUUAAGCCACUGGACGUUAGCACAGAUUGAGGUUUGAUCUUCUCAUCCAACACAAGAAGAACACAGCCUUCCUGCUGCUCAGUUUCACUCUUUAACAGAAUUUAACCUGGAAACAGUCAUGAGGGGCUCUGGCAUCUUGUGUUGUUGUGAAUACGAGACCUUUAACUUAGUGUGGUGUUGCACUUUAUGCCUGCUGCUGUCAGGGUAAGAUAAUCGUCUGUUGAUUGACUGAUAUACUGUUUAACUAUAGGGAAAUGUUUGGUUUAUUUUUUUAAUCAAUAUUUUGAACAGUCUUAAAUCAGAAGCAACUUACAAGUGUGCUUGAAAUUCAGCCGUGACUGUAGCACAGAAUGGCACAGUCUACAACUUAAGUCAUUGCUUUUUACUGUAUGUUUUAGAGGUAUUUCGUGUUAAAAAGACAGUUCACCCUAAAAUCAAACGUAUUUCCUGUAGUGCUGUUUAGCCAUUGAGCUUGUUUUGGUGUGAGCUGCAGAGCUUUGGCAAUAUCAGCCAUAGAGAUGUCUGCCUUCUCUUGAAUAUAACAGAACCAGAUGGCGCUUCACUUGUGGUGCUAAAAGAGCCCAAAAAAUACAUUUAAUAUACAACUCAACAGCAAUGUCUCCUUCCAGAAACCAUGACCCAGUUACUCAAGAUAAUCCACAGACCUUGUUGUGAGCAGCUUCAUGUAGGAAUUAUUUGACAGUGUAUUUAUGAUUUUGGGGUGAAUUGUCCCUUUAGUGUCAAAAGCUUUUGUAAAAUGUAUAUGUAGCAUUUUGGAUAUCAGCUCUUAUAUUGUCGUCUGACAGUGUAGGGAAGUUCAGGAAACGUCGGCAUUUCCACUGUUGAGUUCUGGGAAUGUAAAAAAGACCCAAAGUGCCAAAUAUCCUGUUCACUUCCCCGCAGCGAAAUAAAAUAAAUCCAAGAGGU
Molecule: messenger RNA, 5212 nt
Organism: Scatophagus argus
Lineage: Eukaryota; Metazoa; Chordata; Actinopteri; Scatophagidae
Product: transmembrane protein 41A-B-like
Exons: 8
Coding region: 2193-3020 (275 amino acids)
Source: RefSeq, a predicted model, not a curated record